CCGGGGGGAAAUUUUAAUUUUAAAACAGUAAACAAAAUAUCCUGUUACUUUGUGUUGUAUAUAAAUUAAACUUUUUUUAUUUAAUCAGCAAAAUAUUAUUAUAUUGCUGCGUUUUACAUAGAAGUUGCGUACUCAAGCACAGCACCGAAUUGUGCAUGCCAGUAAUUUUAAAUAUACAUAUGUACAUACGUUAUAUAUUAUAUAUAUGCAUGUACCGACGAAGGAUUCCCUAGUAUUCGAAUUACAUUAGAUACACUCUCGUUACCGGCCUAAGAAUACACAUGAGCAAUCGUCAUUAUAAAGAGCAAGGAACAAAUAUAUAAAGAUCAAUCAAGUCAGAAUAACCGCUGAGUUUGUAUACAGCAAAUUUCUCUAAAAACUACAUUAAGAGUAAUUUAUGAAAAUGGACAAUCAACAUCCCAACGGUGCUGUCAGGCGGAAUCCAUCAAAUGAAAUUCAGAACCGCGAGGAACGUCCAUUGAUGCUAAGUACCUGGACUCAAACUUCCGAUUCAGAUUUAAGAGUAACUGAGAAUGUUUCACUAAAUGCGACAUCAAAAGAGGCAAGGCAAAGAGAAAUGCUAAAAAAAGUUCAGGAACUUUAUGAAAAAGCGUGCGAAAACGAUAAAAUGAUAAUUGAACAGGCGGACAUGUUAUGUAGACAAGAUGAACUUAUAGAAACGUCCACGCCCCUGUCGCCAUAUAACACACCUCCCUACGAAUAUACAGAUUUAAUUACCAGCGAAACUCGACGAGCACAAGUGGCUUCUCCAUAGCAACAGAAUUCUAAACAAGAAAAGUGACAAAGCAUUGCACCUCCUAGUAUUGAAGAGCAAACAUCUAGAUCUGCGAUAAAUUUAAAUUCGUAUCAAAUAGAAAAUUCUAGAGAAGUUAAUGUAAUGAAUUUAAACUAAUCAGCUGAUUCUGAAAGGUUAAAGAUUUGUUUGAGCCUAAGCAUUUUAAAUUGUGAACUAAGAGAUAAGGUAAACCAAAUCAAUUAACCAAAUAGAAGACUAGAAACUCCUUCAAAAACUUUAAGGGCAUUUGAGGUUUAAAAUUAACCACAAUCAUUAUAACAAUACAUACCAGACUGAAGAACUACAGGCACUACAGAGCACUGCUAUCAAAAAACGCAAAGUAUCUAAAUAAGAGAGGUAAAAUAAAAAGGAACCGAAAAGUAUGAUUGCUAAAAAUAGAACCAAUAAAUCGAGAAUAUAUAAUAAUGGGACCAAAUAGAAUAGUAUUUUCGAUCAAAUAACUGUGGACAAUCCAGUAAGUUAGAUUAAAGGAAAAUCGAAGAUAUAAUAUACACUGUGGCUCAAAAGUGUGAAGUUACCGGAAAAAAUGGGAAGUGUACUUAAUAAAAGGUGCGCUGAUGAAAAUAAAAUGUGGAGAUUAAGAGAGGGUAAAAACCAAUUGCCUAGCAGAAAAAAAGUAAAGAGAACGACGACACAUUUUGUUACUGCCAAAAAUAAUAAUUGUAAGUUUAUUUGUUCCAAUUCUAUGAAUUGCGUUAAGUAUCUGAAAAUAUUGCGGCUGUGAAUUAGGCAAAUUUUAAAUGACACCGUUUUACAUUAAUUAUUAGAUUUAUUUUCAAUCAUGCAGAAGUAAUUAUUUAGUCUUAAGUUUUGUAAGUAUUAAUUGAACUUACAUAAUAUAUAUAACAUUGUUGUGAUUAAUAUUCAAUUCAAUUUGUUUACUGGAUUAUAUAAGAUAAUAUGAUUCCAUAAUUAUUGCAUAAAAUAAAGUGCAGAAACGCCUAUUAUUAUUAUUAUUAUUAUUAUUAUUAUUAUUAUUAUUACUAUUUUCAUAUUUUUAAUUAAGGCAGUCUUCAACUUAAAAUGGGACUAACCUCAUUGUGUUUAAAACAGUAAAGUAAUCAAUUUAAUACAAACAUAA
Molecule: messenger RNA, 1898 nt
Organism: Ceratitis capitata (Mediterranean fruit fly)
Lineage: Eukaryota; Metazoa; Arthropoda; Insecta; Diptera; Tephritidae
Exons: 3
Coding region: 398-775 (125 amino acids)
Source: RefSeq, a predicted model, not a curated record